Messenger RNA from Rhinopithecus roxellana (golden snub-nosed monkey), 7459 nucleotides. RefSeq names its product phospholipid phosphatase 5 (gene PLPP5). Lineage: Eukaryota; Metazoa; Chordata; Mammalia; Primates; Cercopithecidae. Gene Ontology annotation, biological process: phospholipid metabolic process. The coding region runs from base 3747 to 4799 and encodes 350 amino acids. Gene Ontology annotation, molecular function: phosphatidate phosphatase activity. The transcript is spliced from 8 exons. The record is from RefSeq and is a predicted model, not a curated record.
GUGAGCCAAAAUCAUACCACUGCACUCCAACCUGGGCGACAGAGCGAAACUCCUGGUCUCAAAAAAAAAAAAAAAAAAAAAAAAAAAAAGCUAACCAUAGUUCUGAAGUCUUUGGGCCAUGAGUGUUCUUUAAUGGUCUAAAAAGCGGUUUUAGUCAUGCCGGUGCCAAGGAGCUCUCCUCACACCUCCAUAGCAUCAAUGUUGACCUAUUUUAUAUAUUUUUAAGUUGCAGAUUAUAGAUACAGAAAGAGAAAAUUGUCCUUUAUGUGUGCAUGAGUAUACAUGCACUGUGCCUGUGCUACACCAAUGAAAUAUUCCAAAAGACACAUUGCUCACUCAUAGUCUGAAGUUGGUAUUUGUUAACUUUUAAAUCUAUAUGUGGUCAGUGUAAGUGGUUGGUUUUUAUUCUUGUCAAACAAUGAAAUAACUUAAAGCAGCACGGGCUAAUGGUGGUAUUUAUUUUUUAACCACAUGUUAAUUUGUUGAAGGAAGAAGUGAACAUAAGAUUUUUGAUAAUCAGCCUAAAGCUUCAGAAAUUGGAUCAGUAAGAGCUAAAGAUGAAAUCCUGGGAAACCUUCCCAGGCACUGUGCAGGGGAGGGAGGGGCUGGACUGCCACUGCUGUGAGGGAGGAAUGGGAAGAGCAGCCCCUGGCUGGGUGAGAAGGGCAGAGUGGAUGGCCCUUCAUUCCUGGAAGGCUGAAGCAACCAGAGGCAAUGAUUCAUCUCUUUAAUGUCUAAUCAGGGAGAGAUACAGGAGUGAGGUGAGUUUUAUUUUCAUUUUUGUUUUAACAAGUUCCCACUCUAUCUUAAUUCUCAAAAAUGAUCUGGCCUAAUCUAUAGAACUGGCUGAGUUUGAGAAUCAUUUAAAAUUUGGAAUUUUCUAUACAAGUCAGGAACAUACCUGAAAGCUAAAACAGUAAUGGAGGCAGGGGGGCUGCCCCCAGCUCCCUUCUGCCAUUUACACAAAAUAUUUGAAAACAUGUCUGUAAAUAAUGUUGUAGAACUGAGAUAUUCAGUAUCAUGUAAAGGACCCUCAGAUGGGACAGGCUGUUGAACAACUUUCCUAGAUCAUGAAGUGGAAUUUCCUUUUUGAGUAGUUUCUUGCAUGGUGUAUUCCAGUAGUUCAAACCCAGACCUACAGUUUGCAACCAGGCCAUCUGUAGAGAGUAUAAUCUCUGGACUGCCCAGGACUUGUUGCUUGUCUUUCAUUUCAUUUUAAAUAUAAAGCUCUUCCUUUAGCAUUCACCUUAAAGUCAAGGUGCUGGCUGCCACCUGCCAUGUCCUCUUACAAGAUAAGAAAACAGUGGCUAUGGAGCCCUCACGGCUGGGAAGCUGACAUUCUAUGUACUUCCACAUGAGAAAAAGGACAUUGGAAAGUUGCUUUAUUUCUGGGCAGUGUAGACUAAAGUUACUUUUCACAAGGCUGAUGCAUCCAGCCACCCCCAGUUGUCCAAGUUGGUGCAGACAUGAAUUGAUGAACUGAAACACUUUCCUUUGGCCUAGGGCCACCUAGAAUUGGUCUCUGGUUAUUUGUAAAACAAAAAGUAGAACUUGGUUCCAUUUUCAGAUGGACUAGGGAAUACUAUAAUUAGUAUACAGCUUUGCAAUGAAUUAACAAAUACUGAAAAGUUGGAAAUGUGUAUAUAUUGAAAUCUCACCAACUUUUACCUGGGGUGGGGUACCAGGAGAAAGGGGGUUAUAAUAGGGUAAGGGGGGGGAUAAUGUUUACCACAGGUACGAAGUAGUCACUUUAACAUUGAGACCUCUGCCUCAUUGAAUUCAGGUUUUUUAAGUACUUGAAACUCUUCAGAUUCUCCUUAUUUUACAGUUUCUUUUUACAUUUAUGAAGUAGAAAGCAUUGUUUUGUAAACCGUUUUGAAAAUAAGUAGCCUAGUCUCUUAUCCUCUUUAGCGUGGAUUAAAGGUGAAGUUCUGCAAAUGGGAGAGUGUUCACAGUAGAUAGCUCGGAUUGAUUGAACACAUUUGAGGAAGAGACUCCUGCAUGAGAUACCAGCAUUUUUAAAAAUACUUCUUAUGUACGUUCUUUAUUUUGUCAUUUUGUCAACCCUGUCCCCAAGCACAUCAUCUUUCCUUUUACUAUGUCUAUGUAGGGAAAAAAACAAAAAAAUUGCACUUAUGUUACACUCCCAAAAUGUGGGUAAUCUGUGUCUUUCAAAAAACAUUUCUGUUUUUUGUUUUGUUUUGGUCAGUCCAUUGCGUAAGUGACAAGUUUGGGUGCUUGUGGCACGUAUGUAUGAAGUGGGAGGGGGAUGAGAAUUGCCUGUCCUUCAGUAGGCUGUAAAAGUAAUUUACAUGUAAGUAAAAAGGGAAAAUAGAAUAGAUGCCAAAGUCAUUUAUUCAGUCCUUAAGUUUUCUUAUGUGGCAUUACUGCAUCUGCUAGUUAGUGAGAAAGCACCCUAAGCUUUUACUGCUCCCCUCCCUGCCUGCCAACACACUUGAUGUGUGCAAACAGCCCUCAAGUAUCUGUCAGAUUACCUAUAUAAGGUAUUGAUAAGGUAUUCUUGUCAGUUUAGAAAUGGACUGGAUAAAACUUACUUUGUUGUCAUUAUUUUAUCUCAUUUGUCCUGUUACAUGCCCUAUGUUAAGAAAAUUAUAUUGCCACUAAUAACCAAGAUGCUAAAUGAGUAUUACAACUGGCUAAUAUCAUUUUUUAUAUACAAGGGUAUGUGUAUAUUUGGAAUUGAUACGAGAAAUUCAUUUGUACCCAUUUGAGUGAUAUUGCACAACAAACACAGAUACCUACAGACUCCGUUUUCAUUUUCUCGUGUUCUUUAUGAUGAUGAUCUUUGUAGAUUGGUUAUUUCUGUAUUUUAUCUGUAAUAAACUUUGUAGAUCCUGUGAACUGUUAUUUUGCCUAAAUCACUUGAGACUUGAGUCUUUAAUAACAAAGCAUCAAUAUUCACUAAAGUCAAUCUCUUUUGAGUUUCUGUGACUUGGCUAGAAGCUCUUGACACUAAGGGAUUAGUGUUAAUUUUCCCUGGGGGUGUUCCACUAGGGCAUUACUGUAUAAUGACUUGAUGUUGCCACAUAGACUUCAAGAUAUAUAAUAUUUUGAGGAUUUUGUUGAUUGGCCUAUGUUUUAUUGCAUAGUGUGAAAUGUGUAAAGCUUGGUUAACCUGUAUAUAGAUAGCUUAUUGUUGACUAGUUACAGUGUAUUUAGGAUUGCCUGUAAUAUUUAAGCUUCUUUACUGAUGUGUGUGCUGGUAGGAACAUAUAAUUUUUGUACAUUAUAUUUACUGAUGUUGCCUUUUUUAUUUUACAAAUACUUUGGAAUUCCAAUGUGUUUUUUGCUUCCGUGAGGAUUAAUUUGGAAAGGUUUUUAAUGACAUUCCACUGAUUUCAGAUUUUGCUUGAGAUUGACUUCAAUAAAUUGUCCUGUAUGUUCCAAAUUAAAUAUGUGGGCUUGUUCUUUGCCAGUAAUUUUUUGCUACAACAUUCUGGGUGGGAGGACUAAAUGACACAAUCCAGCCAACCUCAGCCAGUGUAGUUUCCUGCAGAAUGCGGCUGUGUUGCUAAGGAACCAGGAUCUGAGAGCGAGCUGUCUGGUUUUCCGUUUAGAGGCGAGGUCCCGGGAGAAGGCUGCUCCCCGCGGUUGUGUGGUUGGGGUGUGGAGAGAAGCUGCUCAUGGACCGCACGCCGACCUACUCGGCUGAAACUGGGGCGUUGGCUCCCUGCUGAACGCACCGGAGGGCAGCUCCGCUGACUUUGCGUCCCCUUUGCCAGACUAUGCCCUCGGCACAGCCGCCAGGCCGGCUUCCUGGGCAGCGGCCGGAGCGCGGGCGGCUGGGAGAGGGGGCGGUGAGCAGUUCCCGGCCCGGCCCUCCCCGCGGAGGCGGCCACGUCAGCGCGGCGUCGCUCAGGGCUCGCGGCCGGAUGGGGAAGGCGGCGGCGGCGGUGGCCUUUGGGGCCGAAGUGGGCGUGCGGCUCGCGCUGUUCGCGGCCUUCCUGGUGACGGAGCUGCUCCCCCCGUUCCAGAGACUCAUCCAGCCGGAGGAGAUGUGGCUCUACCGGAACCCCUACGUGGAGGCGGAGUAUUUCCCCACCAAGCCGAUGUUUGUUAUUGCAUUUCUCUCUCCACUAUCUCUGAUCUUCCUGGCCAAAUUUCUCAAGAAGGCAGACACAAGAGACAGCAGACAAGCCUGCCUGGCUGCCAGCCUUGCCCUGGCUCUGAAUGGCGUCUUUACCAACACAAUAAAGCUGAUCGUAGGGAGUCCUCCAGGUGAUGGGCUCUUUUCUGCCCUGAACAGCAUCUCCCACCAACGGCCACAGCAGAGUCGGCCACGCCCAGAUUUCUUCUACCGCUGCUUCCCUGAUGGGCUAGCCCAUUCUGACUUGAUGUGUACAGGGGAUAAGGACGUGGUGAAUGAGGGCCGAAAGAGCUUCCCCAGUGGACAUUCUUCCUGUAUGACUAUCAUAUGGACUCUACCCCUAUGCUUGUUUUCAUUUGCAUUUGCUGGUCUGGCCUUUGCUUCCUUCUACCUGGCAGGGAAGUUACACUGCUUCACACCACAAGGCCGUGGGAAAUCUUGGAGGUUCUGUGCCUUUCUGUCACCUCUACUUUUUGCAGCUGUGAUUGCACUGUCCCGCACAUGUGACUACAAGCAUCACUGGCAAGAUGUACUAGUUGGAUCCAUGAUUGGAAUGACAUUUGCCUAUGUCUGCUAUCGGCAGUAUUAUCCUCCUUUGACGGAUGCAGAAUGCCAUAAACCAUUUCAAGACAAACUUGCACUUUCCACUGCACAGAAGAAGCCUGGGGAUUCUUAUUGUUUUGAUAUUUAAAAAUUGAAUCUGGCUGGGCAUGGUGGCUCAUACCUGUAAUCACAACAGUUUGGGAGGCCGAGGAGGCUGGAUCACCUGAGGUCAGGAGUUCAGGACCAGCAUGGCCAACAUGGUGAAACCCUGUCUCUACUAAAAAUACAAAAAUUAGCCAGGAGUGGCGAUGUGCCUGUAAUCCCAGCUACUCGGGAGGCUGAGGUGGGAGAAUUGCUUGAACCUGGGAGGCGGAGGUUCCAGUGAGCCAAGAUCUUGCCACUGCACUCCAGCCUAGGCAACAGAGUGAGACCCCCUCCCCCCCACCAAAAAAAAUUGAAUCUACCUUAAUGGAAAACAGGUGAACUAGCCCUCCUAACUGGACCAUGCACAAGACAAGAAAUUCUGGCCUUUUUUUCCUCUUCCAAGGUGCAAGUGAGGACAUAAGCCACACUGUAUUCUGCCUCCAAAUGAUUACACACUUUUGUCCCUGCUCACACAGAUCUAUCUUGAGGAGUUACGGUUCUUUUCUACUACUGUAUGCCAUACAUUCUAGUAAAAGGAUCUUUCAAAGGUGUCCAACACCUUAUAAAUCUGGUCUAUCAGAUUGAUAUCCGAAGAUCUACAGUGUUUUUACAUUUACUUUAAAUGCCAUUCUUAGAAGGAUCUUGUCACAAAGAAGCCUUUAUAUAGCCCCAUCUUAUCUCAGAAGCUAAUUAUCAAAACUUAAUUUCCAUUUCGUAUAGCUCAAGAUCUUAAAAUCUAGGGCAUGGCCAACUAAAUUACUUUGAUUCUGUUUACCUUCUCUGAUGACAAUUCCAUCAAGCCUUAAAUAGGAAAAUGUCGAAUCUGGGGUAAUUUAUCACUUUUGUGCACGUCUUAUCUGAGUUCAGCCAUCUGGUACUACUGUAUACAUUUUGAACACCAUGGGCAUAAACAAUUUGUUGAAUUACUAAGUGAACACAAUAAUAAAGAAGAAAAUGGUCAGGAGUGUGGUUUCAGCACUACUAACAGAUGACUGUUUCUACCUCAUUUGACCAUAACUGUGCUCGUGAGCUUCCUUCCUUCCAUUCAUGACUGAAGAUCUGCUCAAAUGCACCAACACUGCCAAGUGACUAAGGCAGAAAAGAAAAAUGACAGGUAUCAUCAUCUGAAGGACAGAUGAAUCUUUUUCUGCCUCUUCUUCACAAUGGGAUAUAAGGAACAAUUAUAGGAUGUCAUCAGAACUGAUGCCGUAGGACCUACAGCUCCCUUUCUCUUUAUUGUGAUUGUACUUUAAAUAUGACCUUGUCUUUUAUGUGUAUCUUCCUAUAUUUUCAAUGUAUCUUUUUCCUUCAGUAAACGUGAUAUUCAAAUAAAAUGGUAAAUGUGUGCUUUCUUAAAUAUUUAAAUUACAUUAAGGGGCUGGAACUUUAGUAAAGCAAAACACUGAAUUCCCUAUCCGCCAUAAGUGAUUCAACUGCUGUUAUCUAUAGUACUGGCUAAUAUUUACAAAUACCAGAGGAAAGUCUCUUAUAAUUGCCAUGCUUUAAAUUCUGAACUUAAAUUCUGCCUAUGACAAUGAAAAUACCAAUCAACGGGAAAGAAUUUACAUAUUAGUUCUUUGCCCAAAACUUAUUUUUUUGUUUUAGUAAUACAUAAAGGCAGAGAAAAUCGUGACUGUACUGAUUUUCUUGACUUUGUGACGGGUGAGUCCAGGUAAAAGUAGGCCACUAGUCAGUAUGGUUCCAUUUUAGUAUUUACUAAAGUUUUAAAUAUAAUCACGUAAAAAACAUUUCAAAAGUGCAAAAUAUCAGAAAUCUAAUCAGUGCUAUUAAUCUUUCCAUGCAAACAAUCUCUUUUGCUGAGAUAAGUGAUACUAGUUCUGCAGCUGGGAAUAUGUACAAAAUGAUGCUGUACCAGAGUUUAAAAAUAGGCUUGGUCUAGAGAUGGCACAUGAUACAAAUGAAGCAGUGCAAAUAAUAUAUGACUAAAUACAGGAUUUCAAUCAAGCUUAUUAUCCUGGGAAUAUACAGCUAUAAUACCAUGAAUAGACAAGAUAUAAAGUUCUUUCACAGUUAUCCACCCUUCACCACUAGGAAAGAAACAUUCCUUAAUACAAAGAGUAGUUUAUCUGGCUAUCCAGGGCUAUGCUGUCCAUCUUUGGUUACAGGGACUCCCUCUGCUUAUCCUUUGGUUUACUCUUAAACAGCACCUAUUCUGCCAAUAGGAAGAGUAAACAUAAAUUUGAAGACCACAACUUGGCAAAAGCUUCCCCUUAAUAUACGGUGAAUACUUAAUUCUCAAUAACUCAGAGUUUAUAUACUUUUAAAAAAAUAAAGUAUUCCAUAUAUCUGAAACUUAGUGGCAUACUUAGCAUUAGGCUACAAGGAGAUGACAAAGAAAGGCAUGCCUGACCUAUACCCCAACCUUACCUCUACAGUCUCCAUGGUGACAGUAAUUACCUUUCAUUUUCCUUUUCUCUCCAGAAAGGGAUAAAGAUCAUUGCUGUCUAAGGAAUGGCUUAGUAAAUAUUAAAUGCCAGUGACUUUGGAAACCAUAACAUUUAUAAAAAAAUUUAUAAACAAUAAACCACAGCUCGCCUGCCUUUGCCACUGUAUAAACAGGCCUGUGGAAUCUGAGAGCAAGUAUAAAGGACUAUCAUAAAGAGAACUACAAAGACUGACAAACUCUGACCAAUGAAGAAGAAA